Limanda limanda (common dab) is the source of this 2319-nucleotide messenger RNA. It is a transcript of the gene dtna, whose product is annotated as dystrobrevin, alpha. Gene Ontology annotation, biological process: synaptic signaling. Gene Ontology annotation, molecular function: zinc ion binding. The transcript is spliced from 24 exons. The record is from RefSeq and is a predicted model, not a curated record. Gene Ontology annotation, cellular component: synapse; plasma membrane. NCBI's taxonomy places the organism in Eukaryota, Metazoa, Chordata, Actinopteri, Pleuronectiformes, Pleuronectidae. The coding region runs from base 1 to 2175 and encodes 724 amino acids.
AUGGUGCUUUAUGAAAGAAUGAUUGAAGACAGCGGGCGGAGAGGUGACAACAUGGCAGAUCGAAGGCAACUGUUUGUUGAGAUGAGGGCCCACGACUUGGAUUCCAUCCGAUUGUCAACAUACAGAACGGCUUGCAAACUCAGAUUUGUGCAGAAGAAAUGUAACUUGCACCUGGUUGAUAUCUGGAAUGUGAUCGAGGCUUUCCGAGAGAACGGGCUCAACACCAUGGACCUGACCGCUGAGCUCUCCGUGGCUCGCCUGGAGAUGGUACUGUCCACCAUUUUGUACCAGCUGAACAAACGCAUGCCCACCACGCACCAGAUCAACGUGGAGCAGUCCAUCAGCCUGCUGCUCAACUUCCUCCUGGCAGCCUACGACCCGGAGGGCCUCGGCCAAGUCACUGUCUUUGUCGUGAAGAUGGCCGUAGCAACUGUGUGUGGUGGGAAGAUUCUGGAUAAAUUAAGAUAUAUCUUUUCCCACAUAUCGGAUUCCGCUGGAAUAAUGGUGUACGCACAGUUUGACCAAUUCCUGAGGGAGGUUCUCAAAUUACCCAUGGCGGUUUUCGAGGGACCUUCGUUCGGUUACACAGAACAAGCUGCAAGAACCUGCUUCGCACAGCAGAAAAAGGUCUCCCUCAACACAUUCCUCGAUACGUUGAUGCAAGACCCGCCCCCUCAGUGUCUGGUGUGGUUACCACUCAUGCAUCGGCUGGCCAACGUGGAGAACGUCUUUCACCCGGUCGAGUGCUCCUACUGCCAUACUGAGAGUAUGAUGGGCUUCCGCUACCGCUGCCAGCAAUGUCAUAAUUACCAGCUCUGUCAGGACUGCUUCUGGAGGGGGCAUGCCAGCGGUUCCCAUAGCAACCAGCACCAAAUGAAGGAGUAUACGUCAUGGAAAUCCCCUGCUAAGAAGUUGUCUCGCGCACUCAGUAAGUCACUGAGCUGUGCAUCCAGCAGAGAGCCUCUUCACGCCAUGUUCCUCGAAACGCCAGAGAAGCCUCUCAACCUAGCUCACAUUGUAGACACGUGGCCACCAAGACCAGUGAACUUCACCAACGACCACUCGCUCUCCCACUCCAUGCCGACAUCAGGGAACCCUUACUCCACCAAAAACAAGAAUAAUGAUGCUGAGCAAAGAAAGCCCUUGACUGGGACUGCUCCGCAUCUGUUCAAAGGGAGAGGGUUGAACUACAACCUCGAUGUUGCCGAUAGACUUGCUGACGAACAUGUUCUGAUUGGCCUCUAUGUGAAUCUGCUCCAAAACCAGCCCAGAUCAUGUUUGCUCGAGAGCAGUAACCAUCAAGAUGAAGAGCACAGUCUCAUCGCCCGCUAUGCUGCUAGACUGGCUGCUGAUGCUGCGGCUCAACAGCAGCGGAUCCCCACAGACCUCCCCUACUCUCUGGAUGCCAACAAACAGCAGAGGCAGCUCAUUGCCGAGCUGGAGAGCAAAAACAGAGAAAUCCUGCAGGAAAUCCAGCGGCUGCGGAUCCAGCACGAGGAGGCCUCCCAGCCGCCUCCUGACCGGGGUCAGCAGAACCCCACUCUGCUGGCGGAGCUCCGUCUUCUCAGGCAACGCAAAGAUGAGCUCGAACAAAGAAUGUCGAGUCUGCAGGAGAGUCGCAGGGAACUCAUGGUGCAGCUGGAGCAGCUAAUGAUGCUUCUCAAGCUGGAGGAGGAGCGGAGACAAGGCACUCAGGGUCCCGGCUCACCACGCUCUUCCCCCAGCCACACCAUCGGCCGGCCGAUCCCCACACCCAUCCACUCGGACUCUGCCGGCACGACCCCGACUCACACACCUCAGGACUCACUCAUGGGAGUGGGAGGGGAUGUCCAGGAGGCCUUCGCUCAGGGUCCAAGGAGGAAUUUGAGGAACGACCUGCUCAUUGCUGCUGACUCCAUCACCAACACAAUGUCAUCGCUGGUCAAGGAACUCAAUUCAGAGGGUGGAAGUGAGACUGAGAGCACUGUGGAUUCAGACUUUGGCCGUGGUGACCUGUCGGCCACUAACUCUGCAGAUCCCUUCAUCACCUUUAAACACAGGAGGAUCAGCGCUGCAGAAGAUGAGAGCUUUGACAACGAUCUGGAGCAGCAGCUGGAGGACGAGCUCGGCUUGGAGGAGCUGAUGAAGCACAGGCAGGAACCAGACAAAACGUGCAUGGUGACUCUGCAGCAGUGACUGUGUUAGACCAUGUUACUGGCGAGCAAUAUGAAAAGCAACAAUAGUAGAAGACACUGGACACUGGGCCGACACUGGGCCGACGGUACCGAGCACUGAAGAAAUGAAGACGAUUUUAAGUUGAAAAAGAAAAAAAUUGCUAAG